AUGUCAAACUUGUGCCUAUUGGUACUAUUGGCGACGAUCUGCUGUUGUAUGGUCCACUCGUACCAAUUCUAUUCGAAACGAGAGCUCGCGCCAUCGCUCACAUUGCAUCGAUUGAACGCGCUCAAGGAUAGCAUCGAUAUGCUAAACGACGCGACGAAACGGAAGAGGUGUCAAGAGAAAGCUCGCGAACUCGCCAAAUCUCGUCCGAAGCGCAUGAUUUCGCCGUCGCUUCGCCUCUCGGAACUCCUCGAUCCCCUCGUUCAACCCGCCGAACAGCCAUACCUCAAAUCCGGCCAACCUCGCUUCAUCCAGCAGGAUAUCAAUGAUCCAUGCGUCGCUUUCUAUGACGACGUUGAUGCUGUGUUGCUAGACGAACUCCUUCGCGACGUCGUCGACACCUCGAUGUCCGAACUUCGUCAGCGACUUCAGGAGGCCGUGUUCGCAGCCGCAUUCCGUCGUCGAAUUCAACUCUCCGCUCCACAAUCGUCAGCUGCCAUCGACAAUGCUUUAGAUCAUUACAUGAAAGUCCACAAUGACGGCCUACAACAAAAGCUAUCAUUGGCUCUAGAGACCUUCACGACCACCAAAUCACCAGUCACUUCUCGGCCAGUUCAGUUGAUCACCGCCGAUAGUCUCGAGGAUGUCGGAAACGCCGGAGGGAGGAUGUUCGACGAUGCUCUUGACAAGGAGCCUAUUUUCUCAUGGUCCGCCAAUCUCCAUCAAUUGCCUCGCGUCCCUAUAUGGGUCGCAAUUGUGGUGUGCAUCACGUGCCUCGCAUGCUUCUUCAUAUUUGUUGGGACCAUCAUCUACUACAUUUCGCAAAAAAGAAGAAAACGCGAAAUUCGAAUGGCUCGCCGUCGAUUCAACACAAUGCCGGAUCCGUUGACAGUGGCCGGAUUGUGUCGAUCAUCGGAAUGCUCGAACAUUCCCAUCGACGAUCCGUGCUGUGAUCCAAAUAAUCCGUUGACACUAAAGUUUAGCGAUAUUUCAUUGGCUCAGCAUCGAAUUCAAAGCGGCAUAGUCCGAACGGAUUGCAGAAAAUCUCGAGGUCUCUCGAAAUUAUUCGGCUUGAAUUUGUCGCUAAAAAUGGAAGUGAAUCAGGAUACGGGCAGUUUCAAGGAACGCGGAGCCAGAUUCGCAUUGCUCAAUUUGAACGACGAAACCAAGAAGAAAGGAGUCUAUGCGGCAUCGGCCGGAAAUCAUGCAUUGGCACUAUCGAUGCACGCGAAAAGUCUCGGCAUCGAGGUGAACGUGGUGAUGCCUAAAAUCGCUCCGCUCAUGAAAAUCGGAAGAUGUCGCGAUCUUGGUGCGAGAGUUCUUGUCGAAGGCGAAGACAUUGCGAAAUCACGAGAAAUCGCUCUGCGCAUGGCGAAAGAGUCCGGCGGAAUGUACAUAAAUGGCUAUGAUCAUUAUGAUAUUCUCGCUGGGGCGGGAACGAUUGGAUUGGAAAUCAUUGAACAGGUCAAAGAUGUCGAUGCGAUUCUAGUUCCUGUCGGAGGUUGUGGUCUGAUCGCAGGAGUGGCGACAGCUGUCAAGAAAUUGUCGCCGACGACGCAGGUGAUCGGAAUCUGCAGUGAGACAUGUCCGGCGUUGAUUAAAUCACUAGAAGCCGGACAGCCGGUGUACACGCCGACGAAGCCGACGUUAGCUGACGGAUUAGCGGUUCCAAAUAUUGGAUACAACGCGUUUGCCUCAAUAAAAGGAAAAGUCGACGACGUGAUUUCCGUUCCGGAAAAUGAUAUCGCAGUAGCGAUUCUUCGUCUAAUCGAGACCGAAAAGGUGGUUUGUGAAGGAGCCGGAGCUAUUGGAAUCGCCGCACUGUUAUCCGGAAAAUUGGAUCAUUUGAAGGGCAAAAAUGUGGUUUCGAUUUUAAGCGGCGGAAAUAUUGAUAGCACUUCACUCGGCAGAUGCAUCGAUCGAGGAUUGGCGUUUGAUCAUCGCGUUAUUCGUGUCAGCGUAAUUAUCAAUGACAUUCCUGGGGGUCUUGCAAAUCUCACAAAAUUGAUCGGCGAGGAAAAUGGCAAUAUUAGGGACCUUUACUUGGAACGAGCAUUUUUGAGAAAUGACAUGUCUAGUCAGAGGGUCAAAAUGGUCAUCGAAGUUCGCGGAAAAGACCAAGAAGAGCAUUUGAAAGAAAAACUGACUCAAAUCUACUCAAAAGCGAAAUGCUCAUUCAAAACCGGAAGAUUGCCCGGUGUCGAUUCGAAAUCGUAUAAGACGCAAUAA
Caenorhabditis bovis is the source of this 2226-nucleotide messenger RNA. Lineage: Eukaryota; Metazoa; Nematoda; Chromadorea; Rhabditida; Rhabditidae. The record is from the annotation of a GenBank genome assembly.